Messenger RNA from Cicer arietinum (chickpea), 1479 nucleotides. The record is from RefSeq and is a predicted model, not a curated record. Lineage: Eukaryota; Viridiplantae; Streptophyta; Magnoliopsida; Fabales; Fabaceae.
AUGGCUACGGCCAUCGCUGCUCAUAAUCAAUGUAAAAUGCGAAGGGAGGAAAGAGAAGAAAGGGCGGCCAAAUCUAGAGGUUUAACAGACUUCCGCAGGCAUGACCCUCCCAAGUUUCAUGGAGACGUGGAUCUUGAAAAGGCUGACAAGUGGUUACGGGAAGUGGAAAAGAUCUUUGAAGUGAUUCGAUUCCCACCUGAAGUUAAAGUGAAUUAUGCCACUUAUCUGCUACUUAGUGAUGCUGAAUAUUGGUGGAGGAGCACAAAAUUGAUGAUGGAAGCUGCUCAAGUAGAGAUUAACUGGGAGUCUUUUCAGAUGAAGUUUUUGGACAAAUAUUUUCCGGUAAGUGCUAGAACAAAAUUGGGAGAUGACUUUCUGAAGAUCUGCCAGGGUAGCAUGACUGUGGGAGAAUAUGCGGCAAAGUUUGAAUCCUUAUUGCGAUACUUCAAGUUUUUUCGUAAAACCAUUGAUGAAGACUUUAUGUGUCACCGUUUCCAAGAUGUAUUGAAGUAUGAAAUUCAAGAUUCGGUACUACCUCUGGGAAUGACGCGAUUCCAACCCCUAGUGGAAAAGUGUAGAGAGGUAGAGGCUAUGAAGAACCACAGGCUGAAUCGUGGGGGUACUAGUAACCACGGGGGACCAACACGACCGAGUAAUCAGAACCAGGGUCGUAGUAGACCAGAUCAAAACCCAUAUCGUCGUCCCCAAGGGUCAGAUAAGGGACCAUAUCGUCCAAUGACCUCCAUUUCAGAUGAUAGACAGAGGACUUCAGAAUCAAAGCCAUACUGUUAUCAUUGUGAAAACCCAAGACACCUUGCGAAUAAGUGCACUCUCAACGGCAGUGUAUGUUUUAAAUGCCAGAAACCCGGACAUCUAGCCAGGGAUUGCAAAGAACCAAAAGCAAAAGCCUCACUGAAUGCAACUGAAGUCACACGCCCAACAACUCAAGGACGAGUUUACAAUAUAAAUGGUCAAGGGACGUCUCGUCUGAAUGAAUCCUUCCAAGGGGAGUGUGAAAUCUCAGGUAAUAUUCUAACCGUCCUUUUUGACUCUGGUGCAACACAUUCAUUUAUCUCUAUGGAGUGUGUGGAGCUAUUGGAAUUGCAUAUCACAACCUUAUUGUUUGAUUUGUCUGUUACCACUACUGCUGAUAAUACUUUAAUUGCAAAUACGGCAUGUAUGCAUUGUCCUAUAGUUGUGUUGGGUAGGAAAUUUAAUGUGAAUCUCAUUUGUCUACCUCUUAAGAACCUCGACGUUAUCCUUGUUAGGGGUAUCUAUGAUAUAGGUGAUGAGGAAUCUAUUGAAAUUGAAGAAAUUCAUAAGCAAUUAAUGAACGACACAAGUGAAGCUACUCUUAAUGUUAAUGAUUUGGUUAGAUUUGAAGUUGAAGAUGAUAAUGAUUUCUUUGAAGUUGUGGUUGAUAUUUAUAAUAUGGAUGAUAAUGGGGAUGAUGAGAAAGACGAAGACAAUAUCUUCUAG